Molecule: messenger RNA, 1745 nt
Organism: Polypterus senegalus (gray bichir)
Lineage: Eukaryota; Metazoa; Chordata; Cladistia; Polypteriformes; Polypteridae
Gene: itgb1bp1
Product: integrin beta 1 binding protein 1
Exons: 9
Coding region: 659-1255 (198 amino acids)
Biological process (GO): negative regulation of substrate adhesion-dependent cell spreading; negative regulation of focal adhesion assembly
Cellular component (GO): cytoskeleton; ruffle; lamellipodium
Molecular function (GO): integrin binding
Source: RefSeq, a predicted model, not a curated record
ACGUUGUGAUACCCGCGCAACUGGAAGAAACGCGCGGCUGCCGUCGCCUUUUGGACAUAACGAACAAUAUUUACACUGAAGUGAAAAGGACAGGCUGUAGGAAGAAGUCAAUAAUAAAGGUACAAAAAAAAAAAACAGUAGCGCCGCCUUUAAGAGGUGUGGGUGGACGCCAAAGGAAGUGGAGCGUCUGAGGGGAGCGGCGCAUUCACCCAAACAGAGCCGGCAGACACAAGGAGGCACAAGGGCGGGCUUGGCGCCGAAAAGUACCACGCUGGGCCGCCCCGCGGAUUGGGGGCUAUCGCUACACGAGAUGAUUCAGGUGACAGAGAGAGGCUCCAGACAGAGAGAGUCCAGAGGAGUGUUAGUGGGACAAUCCCAGGACACAAAGGAGCUUAGUCUGUUACCCUAUGGAAUUGACGUUUAAGCAGAGACCCAGUAAAGAUCAUUGUCUUACGGCACGACCCAGCUGUUGUAAAGCUUCAGCUCAAGGAAGGAUGGCUUAACAUUCCCCUGAAGAAUCUUGUAAUACACAUACGAAUUUGUAGUUUCUUCAGUGAUGGAAGAUCUUAUCGGACCAAAGUUUGCUAAGCCAUGAUUCCACUUUAGUCAAGAAUGCUGGUCAUUACUCAGGCCUACAGUGCUGACGUCAUGGUGAAGAAUGUUUCGAAAAGGCAAAAAAAGACACAGCAGCAGUAGUUCUCAAAGCAGUGAAGUGAGCACAAAAAGUAAGUCUGUUGAUUCCAGUUUUGGCGGUCUCUCCAGAUCAAGUACAGUUGCCAGCCUUGACACUGACUCCACUAAAAGUUCAGGUAACAGUGCAUCUGAUACAUGUGCUGAGUUCCGUGUGAGAUUUAUUGGAGCCAUUGAAAAGCUGCAAUUCGAAAUGUGCAGAAAGCUUUGUGAACCUCAUGAUUUGAUCAACUACAUCGAUGUAGCACAGCAAGAUGGAAAGCUGCCAUUUAUCCCGGCAGAUGAAGAGAUGAUCUUGGGAGUAUCUAAAUAUGGAGUUAAAGUUGCCUCUGUAGAUCAAUGUGAUGUGAUACAUCGGCACCCUCUCUAUCUCAUAGUGCGCAUGCUGUCCUAUGAUGAUGGACUGGGAGCUGGGAAAAAUCUUUUGGCUUUGAAAACGACCGACUCCAAACAGGAAGAAUGCAGCAUCUGGAUUUACCAAUGCAACAGUUCAGAACAAGCACAGGCAAUUUGCAAGGUGUUGUCAGCUGCUUUUGACUCCGUGCUAACAUCUGAAAAGUCUUGAUCUCGCUGAAAAAAGUAUUCUCUGAAUCAGUAUGUGCAUCACUUGUCAGCAAUGUGUAAUGGCUGGUCUGGAGUGACAGUGGCCAGCUAAGAUCUAGCGACCUCAUUUGCACUGUGAUUAAACUACAUGCAUUUUUUAUAAGAAUUUUCAAAGUAAAUGUAACUUAUUUAAUGUAAAAUACCAAAUCUAAAGUUGUAUUUGCUGUCAUGAAUUCAGGUAGGGCCUAUGCAGUAUUAAUAGGAGGCAUGAAAAUAAUGUUACAUAUUUAUUAUUACUUUUUUGAAGGAAUGAGAUGGUAACCAUUGUUAUUAGGCCAGUAGUCCAUGGCUUCACUGUGAUGAUCAUUCAGUUCAUAGGGAUGGGAAACGGGAUGAAAAUCUUUUUAUUUUACAUAUGAAUAUAGUGUUUAACUGCCCAAGUCAAGAUAUUAGAAGAUGUUUGCUGCUUAUUUUUCAAGGUACAAUAAAGAUUUUUCAGCUAAAGUACUCUA